Salmo salar (Atlantic salmon) is the source of this 2724-nucleotide messenger RNA. The record is from RefSeq and is a predicted model, not a curated record. NCBI's taxonomy places the organism in Eukaryota, Metazoa, Chordata, Actinopteri, Salmoniformes, Salmonidae.
UUCUCUCCCACAGAGAAAGCAGCAGCAGCCAAUGAGGAGGAGGUACAGAAGGCGGACAUCUCAUCAACGGGCCAAUCCGUCAUCGACAAGGAGGCUCUCGGACCAAUGAUGCUGGAGGCCCUGGACGGGUUCUUCUUCGUGCUGAAUAUGGAGGGGAACAUAGUGUUUGUGUCUGAGAACGUGACCCAGUACCUGCUGUAUAACCAGGAGGAGCUGAUGAACACCAGCGUCUACAGCGUCCUGCACGUAGGAGACCACGCUGAGUUCAUCAAGAACCUGCUGCCCAAGAGCCUGGUCAACGGGGUGCCGUGGUCCAGUGAAGGUCCCAGGAGGAGCAGUCACACGUUUAACUGUCGUAUGCUGAUCAACCCUCACAGUGACAACCAGGAGGAGACCAACGACCACGAGGGACAGAAACAGACAUAUGAGACCUUGCAGUGUUUCGCUGUCUCCGAACCCAAGAGCAUCAAGGAGGAGGCAGAAGACUUCCAGUCAUGUCUGAUUGUGGUACGUAGGAUGCCCAUGAAGGCGAGGCCAAUUCUUCCCACGCACGAGAGCUACACCCGCCAGGACCUGCAAGGUAAGAUCACGUCACUAGACACCAGUCUUCUGAGAGCCUCUAUGAAGCCUGGCUGGGAAGACCUGGUGAGGACAAGCAUCCAGAGGUUUCACCUACAGAACGACGGAGAGAUGUCCUUCGCCAAGAGACACCAACAAGAGGUGUUGCAUCACGGCUAGGCGUUCAGCCCCAUCUACAGCUUCUCUCUGUCAGACGGGACCAUCGUGUCGGCUCACACCAAGAGCAAGCUGGUCCUCCCUGCCACCAACGAACCCCAGCUCUACAUGUCUCUACACCUGCUACAGAGGGAACAAUCAAGGUAUGAUCUGGGACCGGGUCAAGACAUGGGGCCCGGUGGACAGCAGCAGGGGCCAGGGAUCAGCCCCAACCCCUCCAUAACCCCUCCAACCCAGGGGACCCUCUCUGGUCUGGGCCCCCAGGGACAGGACACUACAAUCAGCUCCAACAGCACGUUCUAUUCCCCUCUUCAUGGAAGUCCAGUGUCCAGAGAACCAGGGCUCGUACCCAUGGGGCCAGGGUCCAGAGAACCAGGGCUCGGGCCCAUGGGGCCAGGGUCCAGAGAACCAGGGCUCGUACCCAUGGGGCCAGGGUCCAGAGAACCAGGGCUCGGGCCCAUGGGGCCAGGGUCCAGAGAACCAGGGCUCGGGCCCAUGGGGCCAGGGUCCAGAGAACCAGGGCUCGGACCCAUGGGACCAGGGUCCAGAGAACCAGGGCUCGGGCCCAUGGGGCCAGGGUCCAGAGAACCAGGGCUCGGACCCAUGGGGCCAGGGUCCAGAGAACCAGGGCUCGGACUCAUGGGGCCAGGGUCCAGAGAACCAGGGCUCGGACCCAUGGGGCCAGGGUCCAGAGAACCAGGGCUCGGACCCAUGGGGCCAGGGUCCAGAGAACCAGGGCUCGGACCCAUGGGGCCAGGGUCCAGAGAACCAGGGCUCGGACCCAUGGGGCCAGGGUCGGAACACAUACAGGACUACCACUACGGCUGCCCUCCCCAGCCCGUGGGCCACCCCGGAGGGUUACAGGGAGGCGUGGGCAUGAACCUCCCCAUCCAUCCUAACCAGCAAGGGGCUAAUUGGAGGAUGAGCAGCCCGUCUCGAGGUAGCCCUAGCCCAGCCGGAGGGGCCCAUCUGGGGCAACAGAUUUCUAUGCUGUCCCCUAGGCACCGGGCGAGUCCAGGGAUGGCAGGGAGCCCUCGCUUGGCCCCAAGCCUGCACUCGCCCUCCCCUGUGGGGAUGUGUGGGUCUGGAACAGGGGUCGGGAUUGGAGGUAGCGGUCCUGUAGCUAACAGUCACAGCUACGGCAGUAGUUCUCUGUCGGCCCUGCAGGCUCUGAGUGAGUGUCACGGGGUCAGACACGGCAGUGGUGGACACACACACCCUCACGGCGCCGUGGGCCAGCAUCCUCAAACACACGCCCUGGGAUCACCUGACAGGAAGCUGAUGGGAUCACCUGACAGGAAGCUGAUGGGAUCAGGAGUCAACCCUCCCAUGAUGUCGAAGCUUGGCGGCGGUAACGGAAAUGGGGACUCUUUGGGCGCUCACGGAGAGCAGGAACAUGGUCAGAGUGGACAGUAUGACCAGAGACAUUCGGACGGGAACGGUCGCAGCGGUAACCACGCUGACAUCACAGAGGAGAGGGAUGACCUCGAAGGUGGCCCCGACGCACAGAGCCGUAGUCAACGCUGUGACAACAAGGGCCACACCAAACUCCUCCAGCUUCUCACCACCAAGUCCCAACCCCUCGACACCCCUUUGUCCCCCAACGGAGGAGGGGGACUCCAAGGACCCCUCGUCAGGCCUGGGGGCCCUUACGGUCCAGGGGCCCCAGGGGGCCACGCCACCUCCCUAAAGGAUAAACACAAGAUACUUCACAGGCUGCUCCAGAACAGCACCUCUCCUGUCGACCUGGCCAAGCUCACCGCUGAGGCCACGGGCAGAGAGCUGGGGGAGCAAGGUGGGGGUGGUACGGACAGGAACCUCACCCCCAAACAGGAGCCCCUGAGCCCCGAUAAAAAGGACAACGCCCUGCUGAGAUAUCUGCUGGAUAAAGAGGAGAUUGGGAUGAAGGCGAGGCAGGCGAAGAUGGAGGGAGCAGGAGGGGAGGUGAAGAUCGAGAAACAGGAUUCAGGAUACGACCGCGCUGAACAG